AAGCCGAGAGGUGGGACCGGGUACCAGUCUAGUCGGCUGUCGUACCGCACGUCUUCUCAAUUUUUGAUUAUCUGAAAUUUUAAACGUUGUAUAUACGUACAUGUUCAAAAUCCAUGUAGUUUUGCAGGUUUCUCAAUAGUAUGUGAUGGUCCGAUUUAAGAACAGAUAUUUUGUCCUAGAAAUUGUCCACCCACUGCACGCCAGUACACAUCGUAGUGUACAGGAGCAGAAGCUUACAAGUCAAGAAGUCUACCAUUCACUGAAAGAGGAAGUGCAUAAAAGUCAUGGAGACUAUGGCUCUGCAGCAUUUAGCAUAUCCUGCAAUGUGAAGUAUUUAAACCCCUAUACCAAUACCAUCUUUGUUCGGAUAAGGAGAGGACCACAUAGGUUUUUAGCCACAACCCUUCCAUUUAUCAAAAAAAUUGGUAAACAGGAUAAUAUAUUCCUAAAUACCCUUUAUGUAGGAGCAACUGUACGAAACUGUCACAAAUUCUUGCGAAACCACAACAGGCAACAACUAGCAGUUCUUCUGAAGAAAAUCACACACCCUGAGGAGAGAAAGAAGUUACAAACAUCUCUACUAAGAGCAUGUGUGCUUGAAAACGUGGAAACGUGGAACACCCAAACGCCCAUGCAAUGAGAAAAAUAGAAAUUCUGAAGAACUAUACUGAAAACAAUGCCACUCGCUAUUAUAUUAGCUGGAAUAUAAACUGAAAAAUAAGCAGUACUUUAAAGUGAAAAUGGCUGC
This is a messenger RNA of Priapulus caudatus, 748 nucleotides long. Its product is annotated as ribonuclease P/MRP protein subunit POP5-like. The coding region runs from base 146 to 640 and encodes 164 amino acids. The transcript is spliced from 5 exons. The record is from RefSeq and is a predicted model, not a curated record. Gene Ontology annotation, biological process: tRNA 5'-leader removal. NCBI's taxonomy places the organism in Eukaryota, Metazoa, Priapulida, Priapulimorpha, Priapulimorphida, Priapulidae. Gene Ontology annotation, molecular function: ribonuclease P RNA binding. Gene Ontology annotation, cellular component: ribonuclease P complex.